Molecule: messenger RNA, 2464 nt
Organism: Ceratina calcarata
Lineage: Eukaryota; Metazoa; Arthropoda; Insecta; Hymenoptera; Apidae
Product: ribosomal biogenesis protein LAS1L
Exons: 6
Coding region: 220-2283 (687 amino acids)
Biological process (GO): maturation of LSU-rRNA; maturation of 5.8S rRNA
Cellular component (GO): preribosome, large subunit precursor; Las1 complex
Molecular function (GO): endonuclease activity
Source: RefSeq, a predicted model, not a curated record
UGCCUAAUGAUUCAACGCCGAUGUAACAGCGAUGAUAGUGAUCUGAUGAAUACCACGGCGGCACUAUGCACAGUGCCGUUUACGCUAGAUGGCACCACGAGCGACCCCAAAAUCAUUUGAGAUAGUAUACAGCGAAUCAGAAUCGAGUCAUCCCUACCAGUCCUACCACUAAUAAUUUACAUCGGACGUGAAAGAAGCUCGUUCGUCUCUGGUAAAAGUAUGGCGCUUUCCACGAGGCAGCAAGAGGGUCUGAGACAAGUGCCAUGGUUUUCUCUCGCAGAAUGGCAUCGAGUGUACGAGCAAAUUUAUUCAGACGAUGUGAACCAGCAGGACAAAGGAUACGAGAUGAUGCUUGCAUGGAAGGCAAGGAUACCGAAGCUGCCAGUGGGGAUCGAUUGCACUCUCUCCAUCCUCCGAAUCUGCGUGAGAGAUCGCGAAUGGACGCGGAAGAUCGACGACGGCCAUUUGCCGGUUAAUUAUGAGACAGAUUUGUGCCUGAUGUACUCGGCCACGAUCAUGAGGCUUUUGAAUCACAUAUCGAACAUUGGCCACACGAAGCAGACGUCUUUGUUUCAGAUAGCGAAACGGAUCAAUAUUCCAGAGUGGAUCGUAAAUCUGCGACAUGACACUGCUCACGGUUAUGAAUUACCCAACAUCGGUGUUCUACGAAUAGCUGUGAACAUUUUGCUCGCCUGGUUGCACGAGGAAUACUGGGCACCCGAGGCUAAGAGACUGGAGGAACGUUUGGCCUCUGUCGCCGCUACCGCCACCGUGGACGAAUCCACCGAGGUCGAACAAGUGCAGCAGGAUAUCGGUGACUUGAUCGAGCUCUGGACGUCUGUCAGCUUACACAUUCAUGCCGGUUAUAAUUUAGUGUCCAGCGUGCCUGAUCCUCGAUUGCAGGAGACACUGCUAGAUCUCCGUUCACAUGCAAUGUCUUUGUCAGUAAGUAAAAACGAUGGUAACGACGACGACGACGACGACGACGACGAGGAUGAUGAUAUAGAACUGAGCGACAGACAUGAUUACAUAGAGACUGCUGCUAGCGACGAUGUUGGAAAAGAUCAUCGUGUUCAGAAUCAGAAAUACACGUUGAAGACUGCAAAGAUCGUCCUCGUGUCUGAAAUAUUCAGAUAUCUCAAUAGAAAAUCAAUUGCCAACAGGAACGAUGCAGUUUGCACGAAUCUUCUCGCGUCAGAAGCUUUUCUACCAACGAACAAGGAUGUACUGUCGAUUUUUCAAGCUCAAGAGGACCGCGAGGACAACGAUGAACUGAGCAACGACAUUUUGCCAUUGGACAUGGUCACGUUUUGGAAAGAUAUCAUAUUUUUGUUGUACGAGAAAGAUUGUAUGGAAAGUCUGAUCGUGAAAUUAAUCGAAUUGGUUAAUGACGAACAGGCGAAUAGAGAGAGGAGAUUAUUAGCUUCUCUGUGGACAAGCACUCUGGCGUAUAGUUUUCUCAAAUUAGACAUUGCUCACAGGAUAUCGCGAGUGUUUGAAUAUCGAUUAGAAAAGAAUCUGUCGUCAAGAGCUUUUGAGAAUAGAGUGAAAGAGGAAACGGAUCGUGCCUAUCCACGUUUAAGACGUGUCCUCUGGUUGAACUUGUCGGAUACGGUGUUGUCGUGUUUCACCGAUAAAAAAUUCGUUUCGAACCUACUGUUAAACGUAAACGAAUUCUCAGUCAAAUUCAUCGUUCCUAUCUUAGAAUUAGCGAGUCCGAAAAUAGGCGAUGAUGACAAACGAUUGCUUUUGGAUCUAGUGAAUAUUUAUACGACCUCGCCUUCGAGUUGCUGCGUAAACAAGAAAAUUUUUACGCUCAAAGAUCUCCGUAGCAUAGAGAAUGAACGAGAGGGCAAUGAAUUAGAACACGAUGACGACGUAGCGUGGUGUGGUCCUGUGGCUGAUGAUGAAACAACGGUGCGAAAUGAUUAUUGGAAACUCGCCGAAACCGCUGGUGAUGCUGAUGGUCGUGCUACGCAUAAUUGGUCAGAGUGUCCGAUCGGUUUGCUUCCCUGGCAAGAUUCAAUGAAGUUCAUAAAUCCAAUAGAAACGAUAGUAGAAGAGCGUGACACUCGUACUUCAUCACGCCAAUCUGAAAUCACGCCUGGAAUCAUAGAUAGAAACGACUUGAGAAUGCAGAGCCAAAUUAAUUGGGACAACGUAUUGAGGAAAAAGAAACGGUUGAACAGGAGGCAGGAACGGAGGAACGCCGCAAACGUAGUUAUAAAUAAAGCUAUAAAGACUGCUGCUGCUGCUGCUGCUGCUGCUAAGAAACGAGGAUAGCACGUCGUAUAAAAGUAAUCUGUCCGUUCGUUCGUAAAUUUCGUCGUUUCGUCUUUAUCGUUUCCGUGUACGUCUCCGUUUGACAAAAGACAUAUAUGUACACGGAGUAUCAUCGCGCCGCCGCCGCGUAAUUCACACAAUUCGUCGUACAGUCGUCGAGUGCACUCGCUCGGUUGUCAAC